UUUUACCUUACGCUUCUUGGUGAGAAAGCAAGUGAGAGAGUACGUUCAGCUGCUGUUCCCUAUGUGCGACCAAUAUCGUCAGGUCAACAGAGUUUUGGUACAACACCAAGUGAAUAUCCUUUGACUAAACCUAUGACGAAAACCACAGCAAAAUUACAGGUAAACUUAGCCAGUUAGCCUUGACUUGCCUAAAUGUGAGAACCGUCCUCUGAGAUAUGAAACAGAUAGUUUGUUUCAAUACACGCUUCCGGAAAGUACACCUCAGCCAUGGAGCAAACUAACACCACAUAUGCACGAAAACGAGACUCUGCGGCCAAGGUGACGUAUUUUCCGAACGGUUGUAUUCUAUUUCAUAAUGUUUAAAUAUUGGGAUCCGGUGUGGGUACUGUAUCCACUUCUAUAGUUCAAACCUGGCAAAGAAAACAUAACAAGUUUUCGUUUCUUUCACGUCUGGUUAUUCCGGAUCCAGCUAUUCUUGGUAGAGCACUUCCAUCGACAUAAGUAUGGUCGUUAAUUAUCUUAUAGAGUAAGACCAUGCAAGUCCAAAUAUUCGUGCCAAUAAGUUAUUGGUAGUAAUUAACAAGUUGAUCAUGUAAUCUUGUUAUGUACGAUACAUUGGUGCAUGAUAAAACCAAGAUUUAAGAUGUACGUGGUUGCUCUUCUCAAAGGUAUAAAUGCAUGUGUACCUGUAUAUUUAUAUUUAUAGGCUUCUGGUGAGGCUCAGUACACAGACGAUAUACUCAAGCAAGAAGGAGAACUCUACGGUGCAUUUGUCACGACAACACAG
Paramuricea clavata is the source of this 787-nucleotide messenger RNA. The record is from the annotation of a GenBank genome assembly. Lineage: Eukaryota; Metazoa; Cnidaria; Anthozoa; Malacalcyonacea; Plexauridae.